UUGUAUAAUUUCCCCAGAUGCAGGGCAUUGUUGCUUGUGCUCUUUUCCGCUCCCUGGACAGCUACAGGCGACGAAAUAUUUCGUCAAAGCUCAGCGCCAAAUCAACAAAAAAGACGAAUGAAAAAGGCGUAAAACUGACACCUGGCGAGUAUGAGUAUGACGUCACGGUGGAGCUUCUUCCGGGGAACUCGCCAGAGGAGACAACUCAGGCUGUCAUUCCAAAAAAGACGUCUUCUGAUAAUAAUUUGGUUACGUCCCUUUAUGAAGAGCAUUUCUCAAAAACGUCAUCAAAGAGGGAAAAGUUCAUCACGAAUCCAGCACGUUCUUAUCUCAUGCGAGACAAUCAGAAAGGUAGUUCAAUGACGAUUUCUGACUUUUGCGGGCAUAGAACCGAGGAACAAUGUCACUGUGUGUACCGUAUUCUACCUCAGGGAGCUUCAGACGAUGUGAAGCAGGGUCAAGGGGACCUGGUUGCCAGCUCUGUACUCCCUGGGAGCUGUUCUGGAGACCUGACUCCCUGCCGUCGUCAAAGAAGUCAAACUGUGAAUGACGCCAUGGCAGAUUUUGGGCGCGCGACACGCCAUAAAAAUCACCCAUUCCCCCAUGGCGCUGUGCAGCGAAAGGCCGAGUCUUUGGAGUGGCUUAGAAACCUAAAUAUUACACCAGUUCUGAUAGCUAGCACCAUAAGCAUUUCAGACGGAAACUCUCACCACAGCAGCGAAGGAAAAGACCAUAAUCAUCAUCAAUCGUACCCCUGCCAAAAUGACACCACAAAUUCCAAAUUAUUCACCAACUCACAAGCACAUCCCAACAAGAGAAUAUCAAAAAUUCCUCAAAUUCUAAAGACUGUCAUCAAAUCCAUCUUCGACUUCUCGGUUCUCAAGGACUGGCAGUGUUUUUCCAACUUGACCGCGUACGUCCUAGCCAGAUGUGGCAUGUUCAUUGCUAUCUAUCUACCAGCCUACGCUGUCAAAUCGGGUAUUUCAGAAAGUAGGGCAGCCCUUUUGGUAACUAUAUACGGCGUUCUAGACAUGUUCAGUCGAAUAUGCUUCGGCUACAUUGGAGAUUUCCACUUAAUCCGUCCAAAAUACAUCAUUUCCAUUUGCUCAGCGCUUAUGGCAAUGUUUUGCUGUCUCGGUGAAUUGUUUGACACUUUUGAGACUUUGGUGUUUUUUUCUGUGAUGUUGGGAAUUCUGGGAACGGUGACGCUGAGCCUCAAUACCAACAACAUUGUGGAUAUGGUGGGCAUAGAGAGACUGGGAGCUCUGCUGUCUCUAGGGAGUUUGCUGCUCUCGCUCUCUCUUUCUAUGCAGUUUCCUCUUUUAGGUGAGUCAUUAUCGUCAUUGUCUUCGUAA
This is a messenger RNA of Aplysia californica (California sea hare), 1355 nucleotides long. RefSeq lists its product as uncharacterized. The record is from RefSeq and is a predicted model, not a curated record. Gene Ontology annotation, biological process: monocarboxylic acid transport; transmembrane transport. The coding region runs from base 18 to 1355 and encodes 445 amino acids. Gene Ontology annotation, molecular function: monocarboxylic acid transmembrane transporter activity. Lineage: Eukaryota; Metazoa; Mollusca; Gastropoda; Aplysiida; Aplysiidae. The transcript has a single exon.